Molecule: messenger RNA, 4077 nt
Organism: Xenia sp. Carnegie-2017
Lineage: Eukaryota; Metazoa; Cnidaria; Anthozoa; Malacalcyonacea; Xeniidae
Product: transient receptor potential cation channel subfamily A member 1-like
Exons: 19
Coding region: 334-3771 (1145 amino acids)
Molecular function (GO): protein binding
Source: RefSeq, a predicted model, not a curated record
AAAUGUAAAUUAUUGACUGUGCUUCGGCGGCUUUAAGUUAAUUUAUAAAUAUUGCUGUCACUAGUUUGUUUUGAGUCAAACGGCAUCCAUGUUCGUGAAAACUUUCUUUCAGAAGUUGACGAAUUUAUUUUACUUGUGCAGAAAGGAUUGGAAAAAUUAGCUGUAUUGUUGAUCACCUAAAAUUAUUGACUGUACUACCUUGCAAACAUCUCGUGGUGUAAAACUGAUCUGGACGAUUUCUCUUAAUCCAGAUUGCAAACUUGUUGGUGGUUUGAAACUGACCGGAACAAUCUCUGUUAUUAAGUCUUAUUAUACAGCGAAUUUCGGUGAAAAAUGUUUACGCCGGGUGAACAGAGGAAAGCUUAUCUCAGAUACAAAAAUAGCGAGGACUGCAGUUUUAAUAACGCUAGAUUUGAUUCUCCCUCAACACCACUGACAUCCAUCGAUCCGGAAGACACUGAAGAUGAAGAACAAAACGGGAAUAAUAAUACAAAUCCCGAAGCUGAUCAACUAAAACUUGCAGCAAUUUACGAUGACGAAGUUAAGAUCAAAGAUAUAUUGAGUGCCUGCACCGGGGAGGAAAUUCAAAGGUUACUCUCUGAACCUGACGAAACUGGACAGCCAUGUAUAUUUCAUGCCUUGGAAUCACGGACACGAAAUUCUCUUACUUGCUUGUUGAAUCACGUAAAAGGCACCAAAUCUGUGGUUGCUGAGAAUGGAGAGACCGUACUUCAUGUAGCCACGAGGAUGGGUAACGUAGAUAUUCUUCGUCAUUUGUUGCAAUAUGACUUCAUUGUUGAUCUCGUGAACCAUGUUGAAAGCAUCAAUGGCCGCUCGCCACUUCAUUUUGCAGCGAUGUUCAAUCAUGUGGAGAUCGCCAAGGUCUUGCUGGAACACGGUGGAAAUAUAACGAGAGUUGAUAUUACAGAAAGAUCCCCAUUGUAUAUCGCCGCUUAUAGAGGACAUGCUGAAAUGCUUGAGCUGUUUCUAGAAAAUGACAAAAGCGCAGUAAAAGAGUUGUUGUUUGGCGAGAAGUAUGGUGGAAGUCAUUACCGUAAUAUACUUCAUGUUGCUCUGGACAGUGGUAAUGAGCGUACAGUACAAGUUUGUCUGCAGCAAGAUGGAGGUAUCAUACUCCCUUGUUUGCGAGAUGAAAUCAAUUCCAACAGUUAUUUGAUUCAUGCCGCUUGUAAUAAUGGCAUGGAUAAGGUUUUGUCACUAUUUGUGGACAUGAUGGAAGAUUUGGUUGUACAACAAAUGAUGGUAAAAGAUAAAGAGGGAUUUACUCCAUUACAACUAGCUGCGAUCAAUAAUCACAGCGGUGUUGUGAGGUACAUAGGAUCACUGUCCAAAGGUUUUCUCAAUGAAAUAACGAAAACCUCUUUGUCUGCUUUGGUCCUAGCAGUAGAUAAAGGUCACAUUGAAGUCGUUGAAGAAUUAUUAAAACUGAAAGCUGAUUUCACUAUUCGCGAUGACAGCAAUAGAACCGUUCUUCACAACGCAACUGCUCAUCCUGAAAUAUUGAGGAUUUUGUUGAAGAAAAAUGAUCUUAUGCUUUCGUUGAUAAAUGAAAAAAGAGCAGACGACGGUUAUACUCCCAUUCACGAUGCAGCUUAUAAAGGUCUUAUUGAGAGUGUGAAAAUUUUGCUGGAGCAUGGUGCAGAUCUAAACGUUUUCUCCAAAACUUAUCAGUCACCAUUGCAUUGUGCUGUGAUUUCCCAAAAGCCCGAUGUGGUGCAAUUGAUACUUUGCCAUGAACCUGGUUUGAUUAACAAGGUCAAUGACAAAAAACAAGCUCCGAUUCAUACAGCAGCGAAACAUUGUAACCCAGACGUCGUCAACUGUCUUCUUAAUAGUGGGGCAACCGUACUGGGUGACUCGAAAAUAUCCACUCCCCUGCAUAUUGCAGCGCAAUAUGGACAUCUAAAUAUCAUCAAAUUAUUGCUGGAGCAUAAAUCUUCUAUGAUCGACCUUAAGAAUACAGAUCAACGGACAGCAUUACUUGAAGCUGCUUGUAAUGGAAAGGCAGAUGUGGUGAAAUAUUUACUGGACAACAAAGCAGCCAUUACCAAAGAUCGAGAAUUUUUUAAUUGCUUGGAUUGGACCAUUAUAAAAGGCGAUAACGAUAGCGCUAUGGUGAUGAUGUGUCAUGAAAGAUGGAAAGAGAUAAUGAACGAAACAAAAAACGGUCCCGAAGGAACGAUGGCAAAGCUGGUCUCCAAAAACAUGUCUGAAGUGGCUUAUCAAGCUCUUUGUAACAGCAGAAAAUCCACAGGUCACCCAGAAAGUGUCGAUUAUAAAGUUGAAUACGAUUUUAUGUGUUUACAAAAUGAUGCCUUAGAAACAAGAAAAGCAGCUAAGAAACUUAAACCGAUGACCGCCAUCAAAGCGAUGCUACGUCAUAAAAGCUACAAAUGUUUACGUCAUCCUGUCUGUUGCAAAUACCUUAAAACAAAAUGGAUGGAGUUCGGGUGGAAAAUGUAUUCAGCCGGAUUAACUCUUUUUCUUUUUUUUCUUGUUUCUCUUAACGUGUAUGCUUUUGGUAUUCCUUCAUACAAAGCGACGAUUAUUCCAAAUAAUUCAACGAAGUCUUAUGAAAUACCACAUGCAUCGAUCAAUGUUAAGGUUGCGACUGUGUUCUGUCUUCUAUCUGCUAGCAUUCAAAUUUUGAUUGAAAUAGGUCAGAUUUUGCUACGCAGGACGAAUUAUUUUCUGGACGAUGUCAACGUUUUAGAAUGGGUCCUUUACGUAUCAACAUUCAUCUUUGCUGUACCAAGUAACGACAAUAUCUCUGUAAAGACAAGUUUUCAAUGGAAAGCCUGUUCUAUAGCCUUGUUUUGUGUUUGGAUAAAUCUUGUUAUUUACCUAAGAAGGUUUGCCUCCUAUGGAAUCAUUAUUCUGAUGAUGAAAAAAAUCUUUUUCACAUUAAUCAAGGUCUUGGGACUUUUGAUUUUUUUCAUCGUCGCGUUUGGAGCAGCUUUUACUGUGAUAAUGAAUGACAGAGAGGAGUUUCGGAGGUUUAGCGUGUCCAUCUUAACUACAGCAACAAUGACGAUGGGAGAGUUUAAUUUUAAAGAAAGAUUUCUCGGUGAUCGAAAUGAGUACAACACAUUUUACCCGCUGCAGAUGACACUUCUUAUUAUUUUCAUUGUCCUCAUGGCUAUCAUUAUCAUCAACCUUAUGCUCGCCCUUUCUAUUGAUGAUACUAGUAGCAUCAUGCAACGCGCAAAGCUGCAGAAACACAUUCAGACGGCUAAAAUGAUUAUUGAUAUGGAAAGGAAGAGGUACACGUUUUUUACGAGAAGAAGAGUAUCGUUCGUCGAUCCUUUGGACGAAUGGCCCAACCGGAAAGAUAGCUUCUCUCGUAAGCUUUGGGGAAUCAUAUUUUAUGGUCCCGAUUUUUCCACUGAUCAAGUUGACGAAAACUCGGAACAAAUGAGAAAAGAAGACGACACGUUGGUCUUGAUUGAAAUGGUUAAAGAGCUGCAAAUGCAGAAUGCUAUUUUUCAGAAAAAAGUUAUGGCAAGCUUGGAAGAAAACGGUAAACCAAGCAAGAGUAUUGAUGCAAGUCAAGUAUGUAACGAGAGCGAGAAAUCUUCACGAGAUACAAUAGUCCAGUUUAGGCGACGUCUUUUAAAAAAAAAGCAAGAGAACGAAACAACUCUGAAUAAAUCUCGUUUGGAGGAAUUAAAGAGACAACAUAGUCGAAUGAAUUCAGAAGAUGUUGACGAUGGUGUUGGUGACCAUACGGUCUGGAAAUACGAAAGUUGAAGACAAAUGAUUGAAAAUAAUGGCAUUUCAAAAUUUCCAAAAUUAGAUUCAACUCGUUUGUAUACAUCUUGCGUGUACGCGUAUUGUUUUUUAAAAUAUAACGACUGUCAUUAUAUCCGACUUAUAGACGGUAUUCAGUAGAAGUUGAAACAAUGCAAAAUCUUUUAUCAGGGUAUUUCACUGCAAAAAUUGGACUGUAUCCUCACUCACUAAAAAUAUAAUUUUAAGGUAGUUUUCACUUACUCGAAAAUUUGUAUAAGGAGUCAUAUCACAUUAAAUGAAGUAAUAAAGAUUUCGCAAUGGAAA